AUGCUAUCAUGUAUCAUUUCUGAUGUGGACGAGGAGGAGGAGACAAAAUCUUGGAAAAAGUUAAUUAAUAUUGCUGUUUCAGGUGCUGCUGGAAUGAUCUCUAAUCAUCUACUUUUCAAACUUGCGUCUGGUGAGGUUUUUGGGCCAGAUCAACCUAUUGCAUUGAAGUUAUUGGGAUCUGAAAGGUCAUUCCAAGCUCUUGAAGGUGUUGCCAUGGAACUGGAGGAUUCUUUGUUUCCUUUGUUGAGGGAAGUGAUUAUUAGCAUAGAUCCUUAUGAGGUGUUCCAAGAUGCAGAAUGGGCACUUUUGAUCGGAGCAAAACCACGGGGGCCUGGAAUAGAACGAGCUGCCCUAUUAGACAUAAAUGGGCAGAUUUUUGCUGAGCAGGGGAAAGCUCUCAAUGCUGUUGCUUCUCGUAAUGUCAAAGUGAUGGUAGUGGGCAACCCCUGUAACACCAAUGCGUUGAUCUGCUUGAAAAAUGCUUCGAACAUACCUGCAAAAAAUUUUCAUGCUUUGACUAGAUUAGAUGAGAAUAGAGCAAAAUGCCAGCUGGCUCUCAAAGCAGGAGUCUUCUAUGACCAAGUGUCAAAUGUGACCAUCUGGGGAAACCACUCAACCACUCAGGUACCAGACUUUCUAAAUGCGAGAAUAAAUGGCUUACCUGUCAAAGAAGUUAUUAAAGAUGCCAAGUGGUUAGAGGAAGAGUUCACAGAAAAGGUGCAGAAGAGAGGUGGUGUUCUGAUUCAGAAAUGGGGAAGAUCUUCAGCUGCAUCAACUGCUGUGUCAAUUGUUGAUGCCAUCAGAUCUCUUGUAACUCCAACUCCUGAGGGUGAUUGGUUUUCUUCUGGAGUUUACACCAGUGGGAAUCCUUAUGGUGUAGCAGAGGACAUUGUAUUCAGUAUGCCCUGCAGAUCAAAAGGAGAUGGUGAUUAUGAACUCGUCAAAGAUGUUAUAUUUGAUGACUACCUGCGCAAGCGAAUAAAAAAGACCGAAGAAGAGUUGCUUGCAGAGAAAAGAUGUGUGGCCCAUCUUACAGGGGAGGGUAUUGCUGUCUGUGAUCUACCUGAGGAUACAAUGCUUCCUGGAGAAAUGUAG
Messenger RNA from Ilex paraguariensis (yerba mate), 1095 nucleotides. NCBI's taxonomy places the organism in Eukaryota, Viridiplantae, Streptophyta, Magnoliopsida, Aquifoliales, Aquifoliaceae. The record is from the annotation of a GenBank genome assembly.